This is a messenger RNA of Aureobasidium melanogenum CBS 110374, 273 nucleotides long. RefSeq lists its product as uncharacterized. The transcript has 2 exons. The record is from RefSeq and is a predicted model, not a curated record. Bases 1 to 273 code for a protein of 90 amino acids. NCBI's taxonomy places the organism in Eukaryota, Fungi, Ascomycota, Dothideomycetes, Dothideales, Saccotheciaceae.
AUGGCUGACAAGAGAGUCGAGGAUGUUUCCCAGGCCGCUGGAGAGGCCAAGGACACCAACCCCCAGAACCCUUCGGUCGUCUCCUCUGGCGGUGCUGUUGGCAAGCAGUUCAACCCUGAUGGAAACAUUGGCCAGGUUGGCGAGAAGAUCGGUGGACCUUUCUCUAAGGACGGUGCUAUUGGCAAGCAGUUCGAUGCAUCCAAGGAUGGUCUUGCUGGUCAGGUUGAGAAGGCUGUUGAUGGUCCCAGCAGACCUGCCACCGAGAAGAAGUAA